GCAUCGCUGAGUUCAACACCAAAACCAUGAGUUCAAGCAAUCGUCCGUAGUGCUGUAUAUUGCUCUCCGACCAAGGCCCAUCUUUUACCAAAAGGAUCAACAAGCACAUGCGUACCCCGCAAAGAGGUACAAGCGGAAAUACCACGGACAGCUGGAGCUCUAUGAGAGUUCGCAAGGGACUGAAGAGGAGAUGUCGAGUAUAUAUGGCGAGCGUAGAUGCUGCUGAGGUCUGCAUCCGCCGUCAGUUGUGACACGUCGCGCCUUAAGAACGCAAUACGAACCGGAUAGCUUGAGUAUGGCCUCCUUCAAAGGAUACGAUUUGAUCGUCGUCGGCUCCGGCUUUGCUGGGUCUAUGGCAACAUUGACUUUUCUCGAGGGAUGUAAGAGGGAAAACAAGACCGGACGCGUUGCGUUAGUCGAAGUGGGCAGGGAUGGGGAGCGCUGUGGCGCGAGCAGAUGGACCAUGGCAUAUUUGCGGCUAGACAAGAACCUCGAGUUCGAUGAGGAUUGGGUGAAAGAAAUGCGCCUUGUUAGCAACGGGCUUGCCGACGAAGAGUACUGCCUUAAGCUGCAGAAAGAGGCUCCGAUCACCGCCCGCUACCUCGAAGACCAUGGUGUCGAGUUCGUCCACCAUGAUGAACCCAAUGUUCUCCUCGAAUUCAAGACUGGCCAGCAUUUCGUCUUCCCAGAAGGUGGCGGAAAAUCCAUCAUCUGGAAGCUCUUCGAGCAUAUCCAAAGCUACCCAAAUGUUGACAUCCACUGGGAGACGGAGGGCGUCAAGCUCUUAACGUCAGAUGCUGGUGCGAUUCGAGGCGUAAAAGUGCGGAAGGGCGACGGCCUCUUACAUGAUCUCCUUGCGCCGAACGUGGUACUAGCUUGUGGUGGCUUCGAGGGCAACCAGGAGAUGUUGGCAAGGUAUGUCGGACGGGAUACACACAAGUUGCCGCUGAUCGCCCCAGGGCUCAAGUACAAUCGUGGCGCUGGUCUUCGCAUGGCACUUGACGUUGGCGCUGGCACCGCUGGAUCGUUUGAUGGCAUGCAUUGCGAGCUUGUCGAUAUUCGCGCAGGCAAGCCGGAUGCCGUGAUUUGGGGCCACAACUAUGGCAUCGUGGUCAACAAGGGAUGUAAACGCUUUUACGACGAAGGCAAACGCCACCUUUUUGCGACUUUUGAGAUGAUAGCUUUGGAUUGCUGGAAAGAUCAGAACCAGUCGUGCUUCUUCGUCACGGACGACAUGAUCAUGAAGAAGUUUGAAGGCUCAUGGGUGUACGACACCACUGACAAACCUCCGGAGAAGGCGGACACGAUCGAAGAGUUAGCGGAGAAGUUAGGGCUGGAUCCCAAGGAACUGAAGAAGACCGUGGACGACUUCAAUGCCGCCGUCAACGACAAAGAGUUCGAUCUGAUGAAGUUGGACGGCAAGGCGACCACCGGACUCCAUCCGAAUAAGACCAACUGGGCCAGCAAGAUCGAAAAGGCUCCUUUCUACGGCUACCCUAUGACCGCUAACUUAACCUUCACCUAUGGUGGCGUCAAGACGGACCUCGAUGGUCGCGUGCUGUCCACCAACGAGGUCCCCAUCCCAGGUCUCUGGGCUGCCGGAGAGUUGACAGGGCUGUUCUACAACGAAUAUCCGCCUGCCACGAGCGUGUUGCGGAGCUUGACUUUCGGAAGAGUGAUAGGGAAUGAGGUUGCGCAGCAUCUGGGCCAGCCGCAAGGAACGUCGAGUUCUAAGAAGGUCGUACCUUCUGAGCACCGCGCCGACUCCGGGAUGGAAAUGAGACAGCGAGUGCUCGUCGGAGAGGCUUGAGAAUGCUUAUGAAGUCAUUGUUGUCGUAGAUAUUUAUCUAGCAAUGCGAUGCUCCUUGAUCGUCCCGCCAGCUAGCGUUUACUCGAAGUGGUUGGACGGCAUAUGUAGUACGCUUACAUGUAGAUCACAUGCAAUGCUCAAUUCACGUGA
Messenger RNA from Baudoinia panamericana UAMH 10762, 1960 nucleotides. RefSeq lists its product as uncharacterized. The transcript is spliced from 4 exons. The record is from RefSeq and is a predicted model, not a curated record. Lineage: Eukaryota; Fungi; Ascomycota; Dothideomycetes; Mycosphaerellales; Teratosphaeriaceae. Bases 296 to 1810 code for a protein of 504 amino acids.